Molecule: messenger RNA, 3630 nt
Organism: Drosophila hydei
Lineage: Eukaryota; Metazoa; Arthropoda; Insecta; Diptera; Drosophilidae
Gene: Klp61F
Product: kinesin-like protein Klp61F
Exons: 6
Coding region: 220-3426 (1068 amino acids)
Biological process (GO): mitotic spindle assembly; microtubule-based movement
Cellular component (GO): nucleus; spindle microtubule
Molecular function (GO): plus-end-directed microtubule motor activity; ATP binding; microtubule binding
Source: RefSeq, a predicted model, not a curated record
AAAUCGAACGGACGACGCGAUUAUUGAAGCGGCGGAUUGUAACAUUUUUCGUAUUGCAUUAAAAAUAUAACUAAACAUUUAUAAAUUAAUAUAAUAUUUGCAAUUUUGCCAACGUGAAAUCAGUGUAGUGUUCAUUGUACACUUACUAAACAUAUAUAAAUAUAUACGUAAACUACAGUUAUUUCUAAUAGCAAACGGACUUGGCGUCAUUUUUGAGGUAUGGAUUUAACAUCGGGUUCGAAUGGCUCGCGCCAGCAACCACAACGGAAAUCAAAUCAAAAUAUUCAAGUCUAUGUGCGCGUGAGACCGUUGAAUUCGCGGGAACGCUGCAUACGCUCCGCAGAGGUCGUGGAUGUAAUGCCACCACGUGAAAUAGUUACACGCCAUACCCUCGACUCCAAGUUGACCAAAAAAUUUACGUUUGAUCGCACUUUUGGUCCGGAUUCGCGACAAUGCGAUGUCUACAGCACGGUCGUUGCACCUCUUAUCGAGGAGGUGCUUGCUGGAUACAACUGCACGGUAUUUGCUUAUGGCCAGACGGGAACUGGCAAGACACAUACCAUGGUGGGCAACGAGUGUGCCGAGCUAAAGUCCACUUGGGAAGAUGACUCGGAAAUUGGCAUUAUACCGCGUGCGCUCAGCCACUUGUUUGAUGAGCUCCGAAUGACGGAACUGGAGUUCACGAUGCGCAUCUCCUAUUUGGAGUUAUACAAUGAAGAGCUGUGUGAUUUGCUCUCAACCGAUGAUAAUACAAAGAUUCGUAUAUUUGACGACAGUACGAAAAAAGGUUCGGUAAUUAUACAGGGUCUGGAAGAGAUACCUGUCCAUAGCAAGGACGAUGUGUACAAGCUGCUGGAGAAGGGCAAGGAGCGUCGUAAAACGGCCACCACACUGAUGAAUGCUCAGUCCUCUCGUUCCCAUACGGUUUUCUCUAUUGUCGUUCACAUACGUGAAAAUGGCAUCGAUGGCGAGGAGAUGCUGAAAAUUGGCAAACUGAAUCUGGUGGAUUUGGCAGGCAGUGAAAAUGUGUCCAAGGCGGGCAACGAGAAAGGCAUACGAGUACGUGAAACAGUGAACAUUAACCAGAGUCUGUUGACUCUUGGACGUGUGAUUACUGCCUUGGUCGAUCGUGCACCUCAUGUGCCUUACCGUGAGUCGAAAUUGACUCGUCUGUUGCAAGAGUCUUUGGGUGGGCGUACCAAGACCUCUAUUAUAGCUACUAUUUCGCCUGGCCACAAGGACAUUGAGGAGACGCUCAGCACACUUGAGUACGCACACCGAGCCAAGAACAUCCAGAACAAGCCAGAAGUCAAUCAGAAGUUGACCAAGAAGACGGUACUCAAAGAGUAUACCGAAGAGAUUGACAAGCUAAAACGUGAUCUGAUGGCGGCACGAGACAAGAAUGGCAUCUACUUGGCGGAGGAUACCUACAAUGAAAUGAUGCUGAAAAUGGAUUCGCAGACACGUGAGCUAAAUGAAAAAAUGUUGCUCCUUAAGGCACUGAAGGAUGAGUUGCAAAACAAAGAGAAGAUCUUCAAUGAGGUCAGCAUGAGUCUCGUGAAGAAGACCCAGAAGCUCACUCGCACUGAACAGAAUUUAACAGAGACCAAAGGCUCACUGCUGCUCACCAAGAAAGUCCUCAGCAAAACUAAGCGCCGCUACAAGGAGAAAAAACAGCUGGUCGAGUCGCACGUGAAGACGGAACAGGAGCUGACCACGCAAGCCCAUCAAAUCCUAGAAGUUGCCGACUUGGCUUCCAAUGAUACGCAUCAGCUAUUAGGCACCAUUGAGCGGCGUCGCACUGUGGAUGAAAAGAUACGCAGCACUUGCGCGCAGUUCACGGAACGCAUGCGUGACAAUCUGGAGGUUCUCGAUGGCAGUCUCAAUCAAUACCAGGAACAGCAGGCUGGCUCCACACAGCAGUUGACGGACGAGUUAGCCAACUGCACUAACGUACAUAAGCGUCUGGUGGCCAAUGCCACCACGAGCAUCGAUAACUUGCGUGCUACUUGCUUGGAGGCCUUGACAGCACAUGGGCAGCUGCACGCACAGUUCACGGCAGCUAUUGCUAGCAGUGGGGAUGCUCAUUGCCAGGCUCUAGUAGCACAGCUGUUGGAGCAAAUGCAGCAACGCAAGACGCAGCUAUGCGAGGAUAUAAUGGGCAAUCUGCAGGAGCUGGAGGCGAACAAUGAACGGCACAAGGCAGCGCUGGAUAGCAUGCGUGAUCGCUUCUCGAAAAUUAUUGAGUCCGAUGCUAAUGCACUGCAGCAGCACGUAAAAGUGAUUCAGCAAGAAUUGCGGCGAUUGACAGCGAUCAGUGCGCCGGAUAUGGAUCAACUGCAACAGUUGCUGGCUGAGCUAGCCUAUGAAGAGGAGCUGGCAAAGCAGGAGGGAGAGCUGCUGCAGCAGUUGGAACAAUUGCAGCAGAAGCGUGCAAAGAACACAAUUAGCAUGGGCUCACGCGUCGGCCAGCUGAAAGAAACUCAUGAGGCGGUGAAUGAACAGCUCAAGCUGACUGGCAACAGCAUGCAGGCCUAUGCCAUGGAGGGUUCGUUUUUAGCGCAAUCAGCACGUGAGGAACUGUGUAGCCAACUGCAUGCUGCAGUGCUGUGCAUAGAUCAAGGCGUUGCCAAGUGCUCAACGCUACAGAUUCAGUUAGAGAAUUUGAGCAAAGAGAGCGUCAAGCAGGCCGAACAAAGUAUGCAAACGGUUCGCCUGCACGAGCAGCAAAUGCGACAGAUGUGCUCGGCCAGCGAGGAGCGAGCCGAGCAACUGCGUCAUGAGCAACAGAAACAGCUUAGAACAGCCACCGAAAAUAUCCAUAAGGUUAUCUCGGAUGAUGUUAAAUUGGGCCAUGGGCAUGAUGCCAUUACUGCCGAUCUCAUUAAUAAACUUUCCAUUCAGACAAAGCAGCAUGCGAUAUUGCAGCGGCAACAGUUGGAGACUUGCCACAAAGACCUCUCGCACUUCCAUCAGAGCGAGUUGAAAACGUAUGCGCCCACUGGCACGACCCCAUCAAAGCGUGAUUUUAUUUAUCCGCGCACAUUGGCAGCUACAUCGCCGCAUGAGGACAUAGUGCGUCGCUAUAGACAAGAACAGGACUGGUCAGAUUUGGACACCACAGCCACUAUCGAUGAGUGCAGCGAGGGUGAGCCAGAGGAAUCGUUGCAAUCUGUGCAAGAACUGUCGGAAACGGAGACCAUUAUGAACUCCACGCCCAUUGAUCCUGCCGAUGGAGUAAAUAUGAAACCUCGAGUUACCAGAAACGGAGCCAAUGCGCUGAAGCCACCACUUGUCAGCAAACGGAGCAACUCCUUGUCAACUUCCCUGACGCCCAAUAAGAGUUCUUCUCGCAAUUCACCUCGAAAUUCACCGCUUAGUUCGCCAGCCUUCAAUCGGCACAACAAAGAGAAUAUGGCACAAUAAAAGGGGACUCCAGCAUCGCAGUAAUAAGUCGCUAAUUGGAUCAUGUCUUCUCUAUUUGCUCGUUCCUUUUUAUUAUUAAUUUUAUUUUUGCAUUUUAUUAAUUCUUGAAAUUCUUAUUAAAUGUAUUAUGCACAUAUAUUUUUACCUUAAAUAAGCGCACCUGUACUACAGUGAAUUAAAUUAAAUCUGGUAUAUCAACUGAAA